UCAACACUAGUAAGCAGUAAGCACUAAGUAGUAACGAAAACAACACAGCCGGAGGAAACAAAAAGAGUAAAGAGAAAAAAAUUAAAAUAAAUGAAGUGUCCUUACUGUUCAUCGGCGCAAGGACGGUGCGCCACCGCAACCUCCGGCAGAUCGAUAACGGAAUGCACCUCAUGCGGCCGCGUAGUGGAAGAACGCCAGACGCAAAACCACCACCUCUUCCAUCUCCGCGCGCAAGACACUCCUCUCUGCCUCGUCACUCCCGAUCUCCAACCCCCCGCCGCGCAACCGUCUCCAGCCGACGAGGAAGAUCCGUUCGAGCCAACCGGGUUCAUCACCGCCUUCUCAACAUGGUCACUCGAGCCGAGCCCGAUCUUCGCCCGCUCCUCCCUCUCCUUCUCCGGUCACCUCGCCGAGCUCGAGCGAACCCUGGAGCUCGCUUCGAAUUCGUCGUCGUCGUCGACGGUUGUGGUGGUGGAUAACCUGAGGGCUUAUAUGCAGAUCAUCGACGUGGCGUCGAUUCUGGGGCUGGAUUGCGAUAUCUCUGAGCAUGCUUUCCAGUUGUUUAGGGAUUGCUGCUCAGCUACUUGCUUGAGGAACAGAAGCGUCGAAGCCUUGGCCACUGCUUGUCUUGUUCAAGCUAUUAGAGAAGCUCAGGAGCCUAGAACUCUUCAGGAGAUCUCCAUUGCAGCCAAUGUACAGCAGAAGGAAAUUGGCAAGUACAUCAAGAUUUUAGGAGAAGCUCUACAACUAAGUCAACCUAUCAACAGCAACUCUAUAUCUGUUCAUAUGCCAAGAUUCUGCACCCUCCUUCAACUUAACAAAUCUGCUCAGGAACUGGCAACACACAUCGGAGAAGUGGUGAUCAACAAGUGCUUCUGCACCCGUAGAAACCCUAUCAGCAUUUCUGCAGCUGCUAUCUAUCUAGCAUGUCAGCUUGAAGACAAACGAAAGACGCAAGCUGAGAUUUGUAAGAUAACCGGAUUAACGGAAGUAACCCUGCGAAAAGUGUAUAAGGAGCUUCUGGAGAAUUGGGACGACCUUCUCCCGUCUAACUACACACCAGCCGUCCCACCAGAGAAAGCAUUCCCUACAACCACAAUCUCUACAACCCGCUCAACAACUCCUAGAGCCGUGGAUCCACCUGAACCGAGUUUAGCAGACAGAGACAAGCCACCGGUUAAACCCGUGGAAACAUCUGAUCAUGCCAACCAACAACAAGAACACAAAGGCAAAGAAGAAAAGCAUCCGAAAUUCAGACAGCCUUGGCUGUUUGGAACUGCCAGUGUCAUGAGCCCAGGGGAAAUGGUAAGCGAGCCGGAUAAACCUGACUUUGAUAAGCAGCAGCAGCAGCUAGGGGAUAAGGAAACACUGCCUACAUAUCUCAGACAACAUAACCAAUUCCCUUCGAGUUCAUCUCCAUCUUCAAGUAUCAGCACAAUCAACUGGUCAUUCAGACCUUCUGGUGGUACCGGGUCCUCAAGCAGCUUGCCUGUUGUUCAUCCGCCGAAACUGCCUCCGGGUUAUGCUGAGAUCAGAGGCAGUGGAUCUCAAUCAGGAAACAAGAAUGCUAAUAAUCCACAUGGAGAUUAGUCAUUAGUGUAACGGUAACACUCUUCACUUGGAUUUGAAGUUCUUUACAUAUCCAAUGCAUGUACUCUUGUCUUUGUUCGUAUGCAUCUUGGCUGUAGUCGUUUCGCUAUGGUCUUGUAAACAUUCAGUGUCAGAAAGAGUACAAGUACAAAGUUAUGCUGCCUAACCCUUUUGUGUUUGAUGGAUUGGGUUGUGGGCUUUUGUAGUAGCCUAAUCAUCUUCGUGGCCUGUUGUAUAUUUUUGACUUUUUUCUGGUACGCAAAUUUGGAAAAUAAAUAAAAUAGAAUAAAAAUAUGGAAGAGUCGUGAAGGAAAUUGCAAGGAAUAUUCCGUUUUCAAAUAAGAAAACGUGUUGCAUGGAAUUAGUAAAACGCCAACAACCCAUAUUCGCUGUCUACUUUCCUUAAAUAUUAUUUUUCUUUCGUGUAAACUAUACACCGUUGAUCUUAUAUUCAACUAUUUGAUCUUGUCCGUUGAUUAUCCCCGACUCUGUGUAUAAAGAUAACAGCAUUGAUCUCUUUGGUUACCAUACCCGCUUUUUUCUUAUUAUUCUUUUCAAUUUAUCUCUUUGUGUUCAUUAGAUCUCUCUGCUAUGUCAUCGUCUUUCCGAUUCAGAUCGUCGGAGUUCAGCUCUCGAUCCACGGAUAGGACUCGUAUCGGCAUGGAUCUAGUGGCUUCGGUUUGAUUCAUGCUAGAAGACGUAUCGUAGCUGCUGAGAGAUCUCUCAGGAUCGGUUGAAUAGCUGAUCUGAUCUCCGAUCGCGAGGUUCCUCGUUGGAUCUGUGAUUUGCGUCUCGGAGAUGAUGAAUCCGAUUGGCAAGGAGGAGCGACUGGAGAAGAAGAGAGAAGAUGAGGAAGAUAUGUGAAAUGAUAUGAGAUGAUUGAAGGAUGUAUGAGAUGUUUGUUAAGGACGAUACAGCCUUUCUGAUGAGAGAGGGCUUGAGUUCUGAAUUAGCAUCUUUGUCAUCCGACCUUUGCCAUGACAGGUGCGCUUGCAUGGCAGGUCACAAAAAAGUUCCUUAAUAAAAAAAAAUAGUUUCGUGUUGUUGUGAGGGGAGUUCGCACGGGGAACAUAUUUUUUUAGCCCGGGUUCUCCCCCUCACCUGUGUCUUUGCAUCUCGCUCUCUCGCACACACUCACUGAUUCCUUUUGAUCUCAAAUUCACCAAAAUAUCUCGAUACAGACAUAUUUUGAAUGGAUCCAGAUCUUACUAUUGAGCAGAUCUGGAGUCAAACGCACGGCCUAAUCCAACAUACUCCAUGGAGACACAGAGGUACUUUUAAAUUUUAGUUUCAAUUCUCCCAUUCAGCUGUUUAAUCCUACAACAUAACAUAUCUAACCAACCGUCUUUAAUUUUCUCAUGGACAAAAAAGAUUAUUACUAUUCAGAAUUGAAUUAUUAUUAAUUAGGCUUUUGUAACAAAGAAAUCAUAUAUUGCAUCUAUAUUUAUAUCACUUUACCAUUACCUCGGCUCACUAUUGAUUUGAAUUUGAAAUUACUUAUUACUUUCGUCUAUAAUAACAUGUGAUUUACAAGGUGUAUAUACCUAGGUAAAAUUUGUUUGGGACAACAAUUUGUACGCAUUUUUAUAGUGUAUUGUAUCUUGUUACAUUUCUACCAAUCUGUAAGCAUACUGUAAUGUAUCAUGUAUGUUUUUUAGUGUUGCAAAUGGCUUUGAAGACCUUUAAAGAUUUUCCCCAGCCAUGCUAAAACCUGCCCCCAAGGGAAGUUAAUUUUCAUGUUGUUUAAGCAGAAGGUAUAUAAAAGAAGUUACUUUGUUCUUUUUGUACAAAUUUGUCAAAGUUCGAGCCCACAGAUCUUGUUUCUAAAUCUGAAUAUUUCAUUAUUUAUCUCACUUAAUAAUGAAUUUUAUACUGUAAUGUCUCGAUUAUACUUGUAUUACGUCGAUUUGCUCUUUGAAUUAGCAAUUACAGUUUUUAUUGA
This is a messenger RNA of Raphanus sativus (radish), 3532 nucleotides long. Its product is annotated as plant-specific TFIIB-related protein 1. Bases 91 to 1590 code for a protein of 499 amino acids. NCBI's taxonomy places the organism in Eukaryota, Viridiplantae, Streptophyta, Magnoliopsida, Brassicales, Brassicaceae. Gene Ontology annotation, biological process: DNA-templated transcription initiation; transcription preinitiation complex assembly. Gene Ontology annotation, molecular function: TBP-class protein binding. The transcript is spliced from 4 exons. The record is from RefSeq and is a predicted model, not a curated record. Gene Ontology annotation, cellular component: nucleus; transcription preinitiation complex.